CGAAGAAAGUGAUCACAGAAGUUGUCCAUCCACCUCGACAAAAUGGAGGCGGUAAUGGGGGAAGAAGAUCACGUCGAGGAGGCGACAAUCGUCGAGAGUGCUCGUGAUGCGCCUUUGCAAGCUUCAGAGCCGCUAGUGGCUGCUGAGGCUGUGGCGAUUGAGGGAGAAAAGGGUGCAGACGUCCCUGCGCAGGCUGGCGCAGUGGAAGAUGAUGCAGCGAACAGCAACGGCGCCCGAUCCGAAGAGAUGCGGGGUCAAGAGCAGUCAGAAGAGGAGCCCAAAGAAGAAACAACACUGGCGGAUGAGCAGCGCUCAGCACAGGCUGUGCCAGAGGCCGAGGAGGACACUGGCCUAGGCAAGGCGCAGGAAGAGACACAGGAACAGAUGCAGGAACAGCCAGUCUCGGAGGACACUGCCCACAUCUUGGCGAGCGGCGUGGUGCCGGCGCAGGAGGAGGAACAAAGUAAACAGCAAGCCCUCGAGCCAGCCUCCGAACCAGCUUCUGCGGACCAGGAACUGGCACGACUAAGGCAGCUCGUCAUGGCCACGAGGGGUGCCACCGCCCAGCCUUCUCUUCCGCCCGAAUUCGGGGACCGACCCUCGGAAGCAGAAGCAGCAGCCGAGACUAGCAGCAACCACACAGUGGCUGUGGGGGAAGAAGCGGAAGCACGAGGAGGGAAAGUUGGGCCAGUAGAGCUGGCUACAGAUGCAGAAGCCAAGAGCAUGAUGGAGAGGACGCUGGACAAGAUGGGAAGGCCAGACCUCAAUGUCGAUCAAGAUGGUAUCGAAAGCGACGAUGACGAUGAUGAUGAUGAGUCGUCAUCCAGCUCGUCUUCAUCAUCCUCUUCAUCUUCAUCGUCUGAUGAAGAAGACGAGCAAGAGAAGGUGAACCAGGGAGCAAACACCAAGAAACGGGUCCAGAAGCGAGCUGUGGCGCCCCAGGACGAGGACGAAGACGAGGAAGGCGGCGAGGGCGGAGGUGACCCUACCAAAGGGCCACGAACGAAGAAUGAGGUGAUCGAGACAACGAUUGACGAGCCACCGUUCAGCAAAGUGCCUCCGGAACUCGAAAUGCGACCGCUUGGAAAGAUUCAUUCCGUGGUCGACUGUGUCGUUGUUGUGGCCCAAGACACAGGCCGGGCACCCGGUCAGCCAGCUCCUGCCACCACGGUACCUGUCGACAUGAAUGGCAAACGAGGCGAGCAGGAGGGCGAAUACAGCGUCCUUGAUACUGGGAGCGUGCUGUGCCUGGACGACGGCAAUGUCAUUGGCGUCGUCUUUGAGACGUUCGGCUCGGUUCUGGCUCCACUGUAUGCGCUCCGUUAUGCCGAUGCGUCCAAGAUCGACAAGACGGUGGUGUGGGUUGGCAGACAGGUGCUGUACGUUCCCGGGGCAAGCACCUAUGUUCUCACGAGGCAGCUGCGAGCCAUGGGAAAGGGGAGCGACGCCAGCAACAUCUGGGACGAGGAAGUUGGAGACGAUGAAAUUGAAUUCAGCGACGACGAAGCAGAGGCAGAGUACAAGCGGCAAAAGAAAGCGGCAAAGGGAGGCGGCAACAAGGGAAAAAACAAGAGGCCCUACGAUGAAGGUGCCCCUCCUUCUUACCAGCAUCCAGACUACGACGCGCAGUCCUCAUCAAUGUCGCUGCCCUAUGACGAAGGCGCAGGUGACCUACAACAACAGGAUCCUUCUUCUUUGUCGGCUUACAACGUCAAUCAGCAUGGGCGGGGCGCCGGGUCUUCUAGAAGACCAUUUGGGCAGCGCGGACGAGGGAGAGGUCGAGGAAGAGGAGGUGCGAGCUAUCAGCAGCACCACUCCCAGCAAGGACCUCCCAACAGCAACGGAGCCUAUCCGAUGUACAACCCAGCGAUGCCUAUGCAGUUGCCCAUGCAGAUGCAAACGCAGAUGCAGAUGCAGAUGCCCUUUGCGAACCAGCCACAGCCAUCGUCGGCGGCACACCAGUGGCCCUUCCAUCCCCAUGAAAUGGCAGCCACCCACAAUGGCAGCUACUCUACUACACAACAACAGCAGCAACAGCAUCCAGCUUUCUGGCAACAACAGGCUCCUAUCGCGUCACCUUCAUGGCCAGGUCAAUACCCCAAUGCUCAAGCCACGACAGCUGUGGGAGGUUCCUGGGACAGUCACUACGCCGCAGCAGCUCAGCAAAGCUACGAUCCUCAGCAGCCAUCCUACCAGCAACAGCAGCAGGCCGCCCACCAACAGUAUCCUUACCACCACAACCAACAACAGCCCUGGAACGGUCAGCCACCACAAGAACGAUGAGAGGGCCAGGCCGCCUUGAAAUCAUUCGAUCCUCUCACAUUUGUGUAAAGAUACAAUGUAAUAGUAG
Acaromyces ingoldii is the source of this 2350-nucleotide messenger RNA. RefSeq names its product NAF1-domain-containing protein. Gene Ontology annotation, biological process: pseudouridine synthesis; box H/ACA snoRNP assembly; ribosome biogenesis. The record is from RefSeq and is a predicted model, not a curated record. Gene Ontology annotation, cellular component: sno(s)RNA-containing ribonucleoprotein complex. The coding region runs from base 43 to 2283 and encodes 746 amino acids. NCBI's taxonomy places the organism in Eukaryota, Fungi, Basidiomycota, Exobasidiomycetes, Exobasidiales, Cryptobasidiaceae. The transcript has a single exon. Gene Ontology annotation, molecular function: RNA binding.